Molecule: messenger RNA, 1158 nt
Organism: Purpureocillium lilacinum
Lineage: Eukaryota; Fungi; Ascomycota; Sordariomycetes; Hypocreales; Ophiocordycipitaceae
Biological process (GO): fungal-type cell wall organization; carbohydrate metabolic process
Cellular component (GO): fungal-type cell wall
Molecular function (GO): glycosyltransferase activity; hydrolase activity, hydrolyzing O-glycosyl compounds
Source: RefSeq, a predicted model, not a curated record
AUGAGGAUCCCGUGCAGAUCCGCCUUUGCGGCGGCUUCGGCAGCGGUCGCCGCCCUUCUCCUCUUCGACACGGCCGCGGCGCAGACGUGGAGCCAGUGCAACCCGCUCAACACCCAAUGUCCGCCCAACACGGCCCUCGGCAUGACGGUCAACGUCGACUUCCGCAAGGGCGGCGUCAACUCGUUCGCCGCGUCCGGGUCGCCCAAGUACGACUCGGACGGCGUGGCGUUCACCGUCGCGCGCGGCGGCGACGCCCCGCAGCUCAACUCGCUCUUCUACAUCAUGUUUGGGCGCGUCGACGUGGUGAUGAAGGCGGCGCCCGGCGCGGGCAUCGUCUCCUCCCUCGUGCUCGAGUCGGACGACCUCGACGAGAUCGACAUUGAGUGGCUCGGCUCCAACCCGGACGAGAUGCAGAGCAACUACUUCGGCAAGGGCAAGACCACGUCGGACAACCGCGGCAGGUUCCACGCCGUGCAGGGCACCCAGACACGCUGGGUCAAGUACUCGGUCGUGUGGACAAAGGACAGCAUUGUCUGGCUCGUCGACGACAAGGCCCUGCGCGAGCUCAAGCAGUCGGACGCGGAGCCCGGCCAGUACCCGCAGACGCCCAUGCGCAUCAAGUUCGGCGCCUGGGCAGGCGGCGACCCGGCCUUCAACGCGCCCGGCACCGUCAAGUGGGCGCGCGGCCCGACCGACUAUUCCAAGGGGCCCUUCUCCAUGCGCGUACAGACCAUCAAGAUCGCCGACUACUCCACGGGCAAGCAGUACCGGUACAAGGACCAGACGGGGUCCUGGGAGAGCAUCGAGGCCAUCGGCGGCUCCAUCAACAGCAACGCCGACGGGAAGAACGCCCCGAGCGUCACCGCCACGCCCACCGCGGGCGGCGCCCCGGCCGCCACGACGUUUGCGACCGUCCCCGUCGGCGGCAUCGGUCGCGACGGCAGCUCCGCCACCAGGACCCAGACCGGCUGGCCCUGGGUCGCCGGCGCGAGCCCCACGGGCGGCACCAUCCCCAGCGGCUGGUACAUGACGCCCGAGGGCAAAAUCAUGCGCAGCAACACGGGCUCGGCCCCGGCCGGCGGGCGCCCUACCUUGGUGCUGGCCGUCGUGGGCUCGCUGGCCGCGGGCGCCCUGAGCCUCCUCCAGCGGCUGUAUUAA